This is a messenger RNA of Chilo suppressalis (striped riceborer), 1343 nucleotides long. The record is from the annotation of a GenBank genome assembly. NCBI's taxonomy places the organism in Eukaryota, Metazoa, Arthropoda, Insecta, Lepidoptera, Crambidae.
AAAAUUACUCGGUAGUUUACUAAAACUUGACUUGAAAAAAUAAGUUGAGUUUACUAGAAAUUAUAUUUAUUCAUUAUUCUGAAAUCUAUUAUCAUCAGUAGACGUACAGCACAAAAAAAUUAAGAGCUCUACAUAUAGACAGAAAGUAUCUCAAGUGUCCCACCCACCUUCAUAGAUUCCUUGCUCAGUGCACCUUCAUAUAGUUGUAUGAUGUACGAUGUACCCAUAAAAUUAUAAAUAGAGGGAAAUCACUAGCAUGUUAUCGGUGGGUUAGUUUAAUUUCUAAUAAUACAAACAGUAAACAAAAUCAAAAACGAUAAUCGAUGGCUUGCAACUCUUGUGCAAAACCCUAUACAUUAUUUAGGAAAGAAAAAGGAUGCCCUAAUUGUGGUUUUAGUUAUUGUUCAAAAUGCUUACAUCACACUAUAUUUAUUAAUAAACACGAUGCUAACAAAAUGAAGGUAUGCACUAAAUGUAGUAACACCCUUACUAAUAUAAAUAAAUCUAAACCUUUGCAACCUCCAGAUGCAUAUUACAAGCGGAUUGCAAUGACAUCAAAUGAAAAUAGCAAUACUAACAAUGAACUAGAAGAGGAGUUACAUAGAAGAUUGAAAAGUUUAAAGGAUGAUAGAAAUAUUACUGCUGCGAAAACUUCUAUCAAUGACAUGAUUCAGGAAAAAUUACAAAAUCUAAAAGGUGUGCAACCUACAACAUCAGAUGCUGAAUUGCAGUCAAGGUUAGCAAAUCUUAGAGGUGUGCCCAUCAUUGACUCCCAGACAAAACCUACGGUUUUUACUUCUGAUCUCAGAACAGAACAAGAGCAAGCUGAUGAUCUAUUGAAAAGCUAUUUGGAACAAGCAAAAAUUGAUAAAAAAUAUAAACAGGGAUUUGAUAAGAACAUUGAAGAUAUCGAAUCGAGAGUGCAUAAACUGAAAGGUCAAACUGCAGAUAAAUCCACUACAAAGCAUGAGGCAGACUCCGACUCUACAGAUGAAGAGAUAGAAAUAGCAAAGCUCAUUGAAAAGGUAAAGGUAGAAUCAUCUCUAUUAGCAGAAGAUGAUAUAUCAUCGCCAUCACAAAAUGAGGAGUUACCAUUUUGUGAAAUUUGCAAUGAAGAUGCCAAAAUGAGAUGCUUAGGUUGUCGUUAUUUAUUCUGCAAAAGAUGUUUUAUGGAACAUAGAGAUGAUGAUGAUGGAUGUAACAAAUAUGUACCAUAUGGAUCAACUCAAACAGAGGAUAGUAUUUAAAAGAGCAUCAUACUUUAACAUUUACUUCAUAACAUGUUUGAAAAUGAUAAUCAUUGCAACUACACAUCAUUUUAUAGGUUUGACAAUGAAUUGCUA